AUGUAUGACAAUUGCGGGAAGAAGUCGAUCUUCGGUUCUCUGAUUCCCUGUCCUUCCAACCAACGUGCCGUGAAGCCUUCUGACGAAGCCAAGGAACUUUUGGCUCAGAUAUGCGGAAGUGACUUCCUCACAAACGACGGCGUUUGCUGCUCUUAUGAUCAAUUGGUCAACUUGGAGCUGAACCUCAAGAAGGCUGAACCGUUGAUAAUUCACUUGCUCCCUGACCAAUCCACCUUUGUUGAGAUUGUCGAAACAACUGAAGCAAUCGACACCAAGAAAGAGAUUGUCUCGGAGUUGACCAUCUUUACUGAUCCGGACUAUGCAUCGGACUUUUUCGACUCUUGCAAGAAUAUCAAAUUUUCAGCAUCUAAUAGCUACGCUAUGGACCUUAUUGGUGGCGGUGCUAAAAAUUACUCACAGUUUUUGAAGUUCUUGGGGACGAGAAACCGCUUUUAG
Candidozyma duobushaemuli is the source of this 456-nucleotide messenger RNA. RefSeq lists its product as uncharacterized. The record is from RefSeq and is a predicted model, not a curated record. Lineage: Eukaryota; Fungi; Ascomycota; Pichiomycetes; Serinales; Metschnikowiaceae. Bases 1 to 456 code for a protein of 151 amino acids. The transcript has 2 exons.